Molecule: messenger RNA, 2079 nt
Organism: Diaporthe citri
Lineage: Eukaryota; Fungi; Ascomycota; Sordariomycetes; Diaporthales; Diaporthaceae
Exons: 2
Coding region: 1-2079 (692 amino acids)
Biological process (GO): cellular response to heat
Cellular component (GO): mitochondrial matrix; cytoplasm
Molecular function (GO): ATP hydrolysis activity; ATP binding
Source: RefSeq, a predicted model, not a curated record
AUGGGCGGUGGCGGGGAAGAGAAGCCGGCGCUCGAACAAUUCGGAAUCGACCUGACAGCCAAAGCAAAAGAAGGCAAGCUCGACCCGGUGAUCGGGCGGGACGCGGAGAUCCAGCGGACGAUCCAGGUCCUUUCGCGGAGGACCAAGAACAACCCCGUCCUGAUCGGCCAGGCGGGCACGGGAAAGACCGCGAUCCUGGAGGGCCUGGCCCUGCGGAUCGUCAGGGGCGACGUCCCCGAGUCCAUAAAGAACAAGCGCGUCGUCACGCUGGACCUGGGCAGCCUGAUCGCCGGCGCCAAGUUCCGCGGCGACUUCGAGGAGCGCCUGAAGAAGGUGCUCAGCGAGGUGGAGGCGGCCGAGGGCCAGGUCAUCCUGUUCAUCGACGAGCUGCACACCCUGCUCGGGCUCGGCAAGGCCGAGGGCUCGAUCGAUGCUUCGAAUCUGUUGAAGCCGGCCCUGUCACGGGGCGAGCUCCAGUGCUGUGGUGCGACCACGCUGAACGAGUACCGGCUCAUCGAGAAGGAUGUCGCGCUGGCACGGCGGUUCCAGCCCAUUCUGGUCAAUGAACCCACAGUGGAGGACACCAUUAGCAUUCUGCGUGGUAUCAAGGACAAGUAUGAGGUCCAUCAUGGUGUUCGUAUCACAGACGGGGCCUUGGUUGCGGCCGCCACAUAUUCGAACCGUUACAUUACAGACAGAUUCCUCCCGGACAAGGCUAUCGACCUGAUGGAUGAGGCUGCAAGCUCAUUGCGACUGCAGCAAGAGAGCAAGCCUGAGGACAUCAUGAGACUUGACCAGAGGAUCAUGACCAUUCAAAUCGAGCUGGAAAGCUUGCGGAAAGAGAAAGAUGUUGCGAGUCGGGAGCGUCGGGAAAAGUUAGAGAAUGACUUGAAGGCGCUGCAAGACGAGGUCAAGACGCUCAAUGAGCGAUGGGAUAGUGAGCGUGGUGAGAUCGAGACCAUCAAGAAGACACAGGCAGAUCUGGAAAAGGCAAAGGUCGAGUUGGAGAUGGCCCAGAGAGAGGGCAACUUCGGCCGUGCCUCCGAGCUCAGGUACAGCGUCAUUCCGUCUCUGGAGCAAAAGUUGCCCAAGGAGGGAGAACAGGCAAAGACAGACGGUACUCUCAUCCAUGACAGCGUCACCGCGGACGACAUCGCUCAAGUGGUCGCUCGCAUCACGGGUAUACCUGUGUCCAAGCUCACGUCAGGGCACAUCGAGAAGCUCGUACACAUGGAAGACACUCUCCGGCAGUCCGUCAAGGGUCAAGACGAAGCCCUCAAGGCCGUCGCCAACGCCGUGCGUAUGCAGCGCGCCGGGCUCUCAGGCGAGAACAGGCCGCUCGCCAGCUUCUUCUUCCUAGGCCCGACAGGCGUGGGCAAGACGGAGCUGUGCAAGAAGCUCGCGGGUUUCCUCUUCUCCACCGAGUCCGCGGUCGUGCGCUUCGACAUGAGCGAGUUCCAGGAGAAGCACACGAUCUCGCGGCUCAUCGGUGCCCCAUCCGGCUACGUUGGUUACGAAGACGCGGGCCAGCUGACCGAGGCGGUGCGGAGGAAGCCGUACGCUGUGCUGCUGUUCGACGAGUUCGAGAAGGCGCAUCGUGAUAUUUCCGCACUGCUGCUGCAGGUUCUCGACGAGGGCUACCUCACCGACGCCCAGGGCCACAAGGUGGACUUCAAGAACAUCAUCGUGCUGACCUCGAACCUCGGCGCAGACAUAAUCGUGGGUGACAAUUACACUGAGAGCGAGGACGGCUCCAUCUCGCCGGAGGUCAAGAAGGCCGUCAUGGACGUCGUCGGCGCCAACUACCCGCCAGAGUUCAUCAACAGGCUCGACGAGUUCAUCUUCUUCAAGCGGCUGAUCACGCUCAGCGUCCCCGACGGCGUGCGGACGUGGCUCGCCGACAAGGGGUACGAGCCCAAGUACGGCGCGAGGCCGCUCAACAGGCUCAUCACGCACCAGAUCAGCAACAACCUGGCGGACAAGAUCAUCAGGGGCGACAUCAAGAUGGGCGACACGGCUGUGGUGUCUGUCAAGGAGGACGGGUCUGGUCUCGAGGUGAAGGCCGAGGACAAGUCAUAG